AUGGUAGUCAUUAUUCAAAUAGUUAUAAGCCUUUAUUUUGCCAUGGAGAUGCAUCUGGAUUUUAACUUUGAUUAAUCGACACUCACAUGUCUAUAGGUCGGUGAGCCCUUGGUUUGGGUGGUUAAUUGAAUUCUUGCAGGACUAGUGACGUUCUGUAAUUUGUCACUGAAGUUUUCCGUAUGCUGCUUUAACGAGAUAAUUCAUAAUUCUUCGGCCCUAGAUACUGCUAUAAUGUCUAUUAUACUCUAUUUAUGUACGUCUGAAAUUGGAACUCUGUUGAACUUCAAAAAGAAACAGCCUCUUGGAUGUGAUUCUCCCAAGCAGUGCUAGUUCCUUUUUAGCUUGAUCCGAUCAAUCCGUUGCAGCUGUCCUUUUGAUUAUCCUUUAGGGACAAAUUUUUAUAUAAAUUUUGAUCCCUCCAGUGAAUAAUCCUUUUAAAAUGUAUCGAUAAUAGGUACCAACUAUGCAGAUAAGUUAAAAGAGGCACGACGAACAAAUGUGCGAAGCAGAGUCAUUUUCAGAUUCUAAUCUGAAACAACAGUUGACUAGCUUUUCUUCUUGUUUCUUGCAUUGUUUAUACAAAGAAGCCUACUCUACGGUUUGUCCUUUAGCAGUUGAAUUGGGGCCGUGCAAUCAGUAAGGAAUAUGCGAGUGAGGAGCAGCACACUUGUUCGUUUUCAUUUGCAGCUUACAAUAUUUUGGAGCUGUUAAAAAAAGAAAGAGAAAAAGCCUGUACUACCCCUUUUGAUUCAUUUAAGAAGAACGAAGAAGGAGCUACGGGAACAGCAGUCUAGACGUCAAUGACUACUACUUUAGGAGUCUCCCUCUCUCUCUUUCUUGUGGGCUUCACUUGCUUUUUCUUGUACCUCUACAAUCUCUUCUGGUGGAAGCCGCUUUGGCUCCGAAAGAAGCUUCAGCAUCAGGGAAUCAAUGGCCCUGCGCCAUCCUUUUUCGUCGGCAACAUCUUGGACAUUAAGAAGAUUCAACUGGAAAUGCAAGCAGCGAAGAAUCGACAAAGCAUCGGCAAUCGUGUUUCGCAUGAUUACAUGUCCCACCUAUUUCCCCACAUUGAGAAAUGGAGAGCUGACUAUGGUCCCGUGUUUGCAUUCAACCUGGGGAACAUGGUGAUUGUAUGCAUAUGCAACUUUGACGUAGUGAGGGAGUUUUGUCAGUGCAAGUCUGCUGAAUUCGGAAGGUCUGCAUACCUGAGAGACAACAGGGGGAUUCUCUUGGGUUAUGACAGCAUCAUCACUUCGAAAGGAAGAUCCUGGGCGCUCCAGAGAAAAGUCAUUGCGCCUGAAUUCUUCAAUGACAAAAUCAAGGGGAUGGUGGACAUGAUGGUUGAAUCUGCCAUCUCUGUCUUGGAAAAGUGGGAAUCUCAAAUGGAGGAAGCCGGGGGAGUUGCUUCAGUGCGGGUCGACGAGGAUUUAAAAAGCCUAUCUGCUGAAAUGAUUUCAAAAGCAUGCUUUGGGAGCAAUUAUCUUAUUGGCAAUGAAAUAUUUUCUAAGAUGUUAGUGCUUCAAGAUUUGCUAAGCAAGCAGCAUGCUUUUGUUGGUCUUCCCAGGGUAAGGCAUAUUCCUACAAAGACUGCUCGUGACAUUAGGAGGGUAGGAAAAGAAAUCGACCAAUGUGUUCUGAAGCUGAUGGAUGAUGAUGACAAUGCCGAGAAGCCGAGCUUCUUACAGGCCUUAGUCAACAAUUUUGGCCGUGGAUCAAGUGUCAUCGUAGACAAUUGCAAGGGUAUGUUCUUCGGUGGACAUGAAACAACUGCCAGUGGCGCUAUGUUUGCUUUAGUACUUUUAGCACACCAUCCUGAGUGGCAGGAGCGAGUGCGUGCUGAGGUGGUAGAGAUCCUUGGAAAUCAAGCCCCGAAUAUGGAUAAGCUGCACAAAAUGAAAUUGUUAAAUAUGGUGAUUUAUGAAACACUGCGCCUAUAUUCUCCUGGACCAUUCUUGACAAGAGAAACGUCUGAGGCAAUGAAGUUUGGGGAGUUUGCGAUUCCGAAAGGUGUCAACAUCUGGAUCCCAAUCUCGCUGUUGCAUCAGGAUCCGGCCAACUGGGGCGACAAUGCCCACGAGUUCCAUCCAGAAAGGUUUGCAAAUGGAAUUUCUUCAGCAUGCAAGCUUCCGAAUCUGUUCAUGCCUUUUGGGACAGGGAUACGAACUUGUGUUGGCCAGAACUUUGCGAUGACAGAACUAAAGAUAAUGCUGUCUCUUUUGCUGUCUAAAUUCACUUUCUCUUUAUCCCCGGAGUACAAACACUUGCUGACUUAUAAGCUGUUUUUUAAGCCUGAACACGGGGUACAACUGAAGAUGGAGAAGAUCUGAAAUUGUCCAUCUUGUGUUUGAAUGUUUGGUCUGUUGCGUUGGAAGCUGUACCACGGAAAAGCAUAGUAAAAAAAACUGUAGCUUCACGUC
Messenger RNA from Eucalyptus grandis, 2417 nucleotides. Its product is annotated as cytochrome P450 714C2. Lineage: Eukaryota; Viridiplantae; Streptophyta; Magnoliopsida; Myrtales; Myrtaceae. The transcript is spliced from 5 exons. Bases 801 to 2327 code for a protein of 508 amino acids. The record is from RefSeq and is a predicted model, not a curated record. Gene Ontology annotation, molecular function: iron ion binding; heme binding; monooxygenase activity.